Molecule: messenger RNA, 703 nt
Organism: Trichosurus vulpecula (common brushtail)
Lineage: Eukaryota; Metazoa; Chordata; Mammalia; Diprotodontia; Phalangeridae
Gene: POLR2L
Product: RNA polymerase II, I and III subunit L
Exons: 2
Coding region: 103-306 (67 amino acids)
Biological process (GO): tRNA transcription by RNA polymerase III; transcription by RNA polymerase II; transcription by RNA polymerase I
Cellular component (GO): RNA polymerase I complex; RNA polymerase III complex; RNA polymerase II, core complex
Molecular function (GO): zinc ion binding; DNA-directed RNA polymerase activity; DNA binding
Source: RefSeq, a predicted model, not a curated record
GAAGCGGAGAAGAGAGGGAGCGGGGCGGAGCGGCAGGAGCAGAAGCUGGGGGACGUCCGAGCGUGUGCCUGCCGCCGGUGCCGCCGCCUCCUCGCCCUCGCCAUGAUCAUCCCGGUGCGCUGCUUCACGUGCGGCAAGAUCGUGGGCAAUAAGUGGGAGGCCUACCUGGGGCUGCUGCAAGCGGAGUACACGGAAGGGGAUGCCCUGGAUGCGCUGGGCCUGAAGCGCUACUGCUGCCGUCGGAUGCUGCUGGCCCACGUGGACCUGAUAGAGAAGCUUCUCAACUACGCGCCCCUGGAGAAGUGAGCCCCCACCCCUGAAGGCCUUCAUCAACUAUCGGCCACGUGGAGGAGCCCCCAUCCCUGAAGACCUUCAUCAACUAUCAGCCACAUGGAAUAGCCCCUGCCCCUGAAGGCCUUCAUCAGCCACAUGGAGGAGCCCCCAUCCCUGAAGACCUUCAUCAGCUAUCAGCCACAUGGAAUAGCCCCUGCCCCUGAAGGCCUUCAUCAGCCACAUGGAGGAGCCCCCACCCCUGAAGACUUUCAUCAGCUAUCAGCCACGUGGAGGAGCCCCCAUCCCUGAAGACCUUCAUCAGCCAUCAGCCACAUGGAGGAGCCCCUAUCCCUGAAGGUCUGGCUCAACUAUCUGUCACAAGGCCUCCAGAGAUGGCAAUAAACCCACUAUUGGGAAGUGGUGCUGGUAA